GUAUCAGCCAGUAUCUUCAGAUCAUCACCAUUCACCACUUCACCGCCCAGCCCAGCCAGACUCUCAUCAGGCGAACCCGUCCGUCCACCACCCGUCGGCCGUCGCCAUCGCGCGCCACUUCCGCUGCAGUUCUCGCCCUUUUCUCCCUCCUUUCGCCCGCUGCCGGCUCGGCCUCGAUGUGCACCCUCGGCGCGCACGCCACUACGCCAGGGCGGGAGCCAGCAGCAGCGGUAGGGUAGCGCAGUGCUUAUCUUCUGUCUAUAAAAUGGGCACGCACGCGCACGGCAGCAGCCGCGGCCUCACUUUCCCUGCGCGCUCCCCACCUCAGCUCAGCUUCAGCCCGCCGCUCUCCAAGGUCGCCAGCGCCAUGACCCCUAAAGGUGGGCGCGUGGGGGACGUCGGCAGCAAGAAGCCGACUCCGCGAGCACAUCCGCGCUACGUCCCCAGGAGAGGGUCGGUGCUGAAGGGGAUCGUUCGAGGCGUGCUGGGCCUCGUCUUCACUCUGAUCAGCGCGCCGGCGAACUCCGGCGGCCACCGCGUGCGCCCGGCGCCGCCGCCCGCGCCCGGAGAAGGGGGUGAAAGUGAUGAUGGCGCGGAGCAGGGGAAGUAGGUGGGUGCUGGUGGGGUUUAUCUGCGCACUCACUCUGCGGUGGCGAUCGGCUCUCGACGACCCAAACUUUUAUCUGGGCCGUCCGUUCACUGCUUGUUUGAUGUUUGUGUCGUCGUAGCAACUUUGCAGUACGUUUUGUUCUUGCACAUGUACCUACGCGUCGUGUCUCCUUGUGUUUACAUCGAGUCUCCAACCACUGCUAGUGCUUGUGCUGUGGUUUUUUUUGUUUGUUUCUGCAGAUGGUUUUUGAGCAGCUGAGCAGAUAUAUCUCAGGUGCUAGUCACUCCAAUUUCCUUCUGUUAAGAGUU
This is a messenger RNA of Zea mays, 918 nucleotides long. RefSeq lists its product as uncharacterized. The record is from RefSeq and is marked predicted. Bases 266 to 610 code for a protein of 114 amino acids. The transcript has a single exon. Lineage: Eukaryota; Viridiplantae; Streptophyta; Magnoliopsida; Poales; Poaceae.